UGAAAUGAAGUCAGACAAAAAUUGUAGACCUCCACAAGUCUGGGUCAUCCUUGGGAGCAAUUUACAAAUGCCUGAAGGUACCACGUUCAUCUGUACAACAAUAGUAUGCAGGUAUAAACACCAUGGGACCAUGCAGCCAAACCACUCAGGAAUGAGACGCGUUCUGUCUCCUAAAGAUUAACGUACUUUGUUGCAAAAAGUGCAAAUCAAUCCCAGAACAACAGCAAAGGACCUUGUGAGAAUGCUGGAGGAAACAGGUGCAAAAGGUUGGCUGUCGUGGUUUGGCAACAGUAUUGUGAUCUUCGUCCUGUACAAGCAGCGUGCGUCGCUGCAGCCCACGGACUAUCUCACCUUUAACCUGGCCAUCUCCGAUGCCAGUAUUUCCGUCUUCGGCUACUCACGGGGGAUCCUGGAGAUCUUCAAUGUGUUCCGGGACAACGGAUACUUGGUUACCUCGAUCUGGACAUGUCAGGUGGACGGCUUCUUCACCUUGGUCUUCGGCCUCAGCAGCAUCAAUACUUUGACUGUCAUCAGUGUCACAAGAUACAUCAAGGGAUGCCAUCCGAGUAAAGCUCACUGCAUAACCAACACAACCAUAGGCAUGUGCCUAAUAUUCAUCUGGAUGGGGGCUGUGUUCUGGUCGGGAGCGCCCCUUCUGGGCUGGGGGAGUUACACAGAUCGCGGUUAUGGAACGUGUGAAAUCGACUGGGCCAAAGCCAACUACUCCACCGUCUACAAGUCCUACAUCAUCUCCAUCCUCAUCUUCUGCUUCUUUGUCCCCGUGCUGGUCAUGCUCUUCACCUACGUGUCCAUCAUCAACACGGUGAAGAGAGGCAACGCCAUGGCCGCUGAGGGAGACCUGACCGAAAGGCAGAGAACGAUUGAAAGGGACGUCACAAUUGUAUCCAUUGUCAUCUGCACAGCAUUCAUCCUGGCGUGGUCGCCGUACGCCGUGGUCUCCAUGUGGUCGGCCUGUGGCUUCCACAUACCCAGCCUCACCAGCAUCUUCACCCGCCUCUUUGCCAAGUCGGCCAGCUUCUACAACCCGCUCAUCUACUUCGGCCUCAGCUCCAAGUUCCGCAAGGACGUCGCCGUCUUGCUGCCCUGCACUGGCGAUGGCAAGGACACGGUCAAGCUCAAGCGUUUUAAGCCGAAAGGCGAUGCUCACCAGGGCUCUGGAAGAGGCAAUGGACUCAAAGCACCUCCUCAUCACCCGAAGGAGAUGAAGUAUGCCCCUGGCAAUCCGUAUCCGCUGACAGCGAUUAAGGCCUCCUCAAGCCCAGAUUCGGGAGUGGGGAGCCACCCCUGUACUCCUCCUCCUCCCGCCAACAAGGAGAUGUUCUUUAUCGAAGUGCCCCAUCUGUCUGAUGGGCCAGAGUGGGAAUGCGACAGACUCUAAGAACAAUACGUUUGUUUUUUUGUGUUACUUUUUUAUUUAAAAACACAUGGGAAUUUACUUACACAAAUCAAAUUGACUUUGAUUCGUGUAAGUAUGUACACCUGUUGAUGCAAUUUGUUAUUUUCUUAAUUAAUUGUGUUUAUACUUUUUCUAUUCAAAGGGAACAAGUUCAAAGAUGCAACAUCAAUCAAUACUCAUUCUGUCACUCUUCAAAUAAAUUCCUGUCCAACA
Messenger RNA from Oncorhynchus keta (chum salmon), 1630 nucleotides. Its product is annotated as opsin-5-like. Lineage: Eukaryota; Metazoa; Chordata; Actinopteri; Salmoniformes; Salmonidae. The transcript is spliced from 6 exons. Gene Ontology annotation, biological process: G protein-coupled receptor signaling pathway. Gene Ontology annotation, molecular function: G protein-coupled receptor activity. Gene Ontology annotation, cellular component: membrane. The record is from RefSeq and is a predicted model, not a curated record. The coding region runs from base 242 to 1399 and encodes 385 amino acids.